GAAUUCACUCCAGAAGAAAUCUUCAAUAUGUUUUUUGGCGGCGGCUAUCCUGCAGGCCAUCUAAACAGACGUCAGCGUGGAGCCCACUAUCAUUUUCAGCACCAUUCAACACAGCAAGAACAGCCUUCGUAUGCAUCUAUUCUGCAGCUUUUACCCCUGUUCGGAGUGCUUUUGCUUGGUCUUAUUGCUCAGCUAAUGGUAGGCGACCCAGCAUUCUCACUUCAUCGGACCAGUAAAUAUACGGAGGAGCGAUUCACGCGGGAUUUGAAAGUGCCCUAUUAUGUGAAGAGCGAUUUCUUAUCAAAUUAUCGGAGUAAGUUGGCACAAAUCGAGCACCAAGUUGAGGAUGAGUACAUCGGUCAGCUGCGCAUGAAGUGCUUCAAAGAGAGGAAUGAGAAGGAGACUACGUUGUGGAAGGCGCGAACAUUCGGCGAUGCAGACCUGUGGAAUCGAGCACAGCGCAUGGCAACACCAAGCUGCACUCGACUGCAGCAAAUCUACAGCUAG
Gongylonema pulchrum is the source of this 507-nucleotide messenger RNA. Lineage: Eukaryota; Metazoa; Nematoda; Chromadorea; Rhabditida; Gongylonematidae. The record is from the annotation of a GenBank genome assembly.